This is a messenger RNA of Drosophila ananassae, 840 nucleotides long. Its product is annotated as trypsin epsilon. The transcript has a single exon. Gene Ontology annotation, molecular function: serine-type endopeptidase activity. Lineage: Eukaryota; Metazoa; Arthropoda; Insecta; Diptera; Drosophilidae. Gene Ontology annotation, biological process: proteolysis. The record is from RefSeq and is a predicted model, not a curated record. The coding region runs from base 1 to 840 and encodes 279 amino acids.
AUGGCCAAAAGUGGCAUAAUUUUUCUCUUGGCAGUGGCUGAAAUCACUGCCAAACAGCAUAUUUCCAAUCUGGAGGCAAAGAUUGUCGGUGGAGAGCCCUUGGAAAUUCAUGAAGUUCCUUGGCAAGUGGCAUUGCUGGAAAAUGGAUCCUUCGGCUGCGGUGGAAUCAUCUAUAGUGACUGUGUGAUCCUGACUGCAGCUCACUGUGUUUAUGGCAAAGAUGAGGAGUUUCUCUCAGUCCGCGGCGGAUCGGCCUUUAGAAGUUCUGGCGGCACUGUAGUGGUGGUUAAAAAAACAAUAGUUCACCAAAAUUAUAUUCACAACCCAACAGUUUUUAAAGAUUCCAAUGACAUUGCCGUACUCAUUCUCAAGUCCCCCCUGCCUCUCGAUGGAAAAACAAUGCAACUUAUUCAAUUGUCAGAAGUUCGAACAGAACCAGAAACACCGGCUGUGGUCAGCGGAUGGGGAAAGAUCUUCAGCAGUCCUGUCUUCGGCGCUACUAAGGAACUUAUGGCCACCGUUCUUAAAGUUCAAAGCCCAGAUCGUUGCAAGAAAGCCUACGAUGCCUGGAGUACUCUAUUCGGCGUGAACCUUGAAAUUGGUAAAAAGUGGCCCGAUGGUCUAAUUUGCGCAUCUAGUACGUUCAGCAAUGUUUGCAAUGGAAACUCUGGAGGUCCUUUAGUCAGAAUGGACUCCGAUUUUCAAUACAAGCUCAUUGGCAUCGUUUCUAGAGGCUCCCAAUGCCAAGGUCCUGAUGUCUUCACGGAUACUUUAUAUUACAAAGAAUGGAUCGAGCACACAGUUACUAAAUACAAUCUUAACACUUUCUUUAGAUCUUAA